This is a messenger RNA of Acaulospora colombiana, 582 nucleotides long. Lineage: Eukaryota; Fungi; Glomeromycota; Glomeromycetes; Diversisporales; Acaulosporaceae. The record is from the annotation of a GenBank genome assembly.
GGAGUGACUUAUUGGACCCGACCCUAUCGCUCACCAUCCACCUGUCUGCAGUUAUCUUCAUCCCUAACUCUGAAUUUUCUAUAAAUAUGACCUCCGUGAAACCUCGUCCUUCUGCUGCAUCAAUAAGCAGAACUGGCCACGUUCAAGAAGUGGCCAUUAACCGCAUGGUCAGAUUUCUACGAGAAGACCAAGAUGAAGAGCAGGAGAAAGGCCCUGAAUCCUGGGGCGAUGCUCUAGCGAACAAGUUCUAUUCCAACCUGUGGAAAGAAUACGCCCUUUGUGAUCUGAAACAUUAUAAAUCUGGAAAUUUUGCUUUGAGAUGGCGAACCGAGGAUGAAGUAGUGUCGGGGGUGGGCGAGACAACUUGUGGAAAUACUAGAUGCAGGCACCAUGACCCAUCUAAAUUCCAAGAUCGGCCCACUUCUCAUGAAAGCAACAAAGGAAAGUCAUUGCACACUUUGGAAUUACCUUUCGGAUAUGUUGAACAAGGCGAGGCGAAAGCAGCCCUGGUCAAAGUUGUCCUAUGUGACAAAUGCGUCAAGAAGAUUAUGUGGAAAAGAGGAAAGGAGAAAGAAGUUGCGA